Messenger RNA from Oenanthe melanoleuca, 2219 nucleotides. RefSeq names its product solute carrier family 25 member 37 (gene SLC25A37). Gene Ontology annotation, molecular function: ferrous iron transmembrane transporter activity. The transcript has 4 exons. The record is from RefSeq and is a predicted model, not a curated record. Gene Ontology annotation, biological process: iron import into the mitochondrion. Gene Ontology annotation, cellular component: mitochondrial membrane. Bases 72 to 1082 code for a protein of 336 amino acids. Lineage: Eukaryota; Metazoa; Chordata; Aves; Passeriformes; Muscicapidae.
GUGCCCGUCCCCCCGGUGCCGGCGUCGCUCCGGUGUCGCCAGCCCGGCCCGUGUCCCCCCGGUGCCGGCGGAUGGAGCUGAGCUGUGCCAUGGGGGGCAGCACCGCCGCCCCCCCGGGCCCCGGCCCGCCCGCCGCCGCCGCCGGGGCCGGGCUGAUGGAGGGCGACGACUACGAGAGCCUGGGCAGCGGCGUCGCGCUCAGCACGCACAUGGUGGCCGGGGCCGUGGCGGGGAUCAUGGAGCACACGGUGAUGUACCCCGUGGACUCGGUCAAGACGCGGAUGCAGAGCCUGCAGCCCGACCCCAAGGCCCAGUACAGGAGCGUGUACGAGGCUCUCAGGAAGAUGGUGCAGACUGAGGGGCUCUGGAGGCCUCUCCGGGGGGUCAAUGUCACCAUGCUGGGGGCUGGCCCUGCCCACGCCUUGUACUUCGCCUGCUACGAGAAAAUGAAAAAGUCUCUCAGCGAGAUUUUCCAGUCAGGAGGAAACAGCCACUUGGCCAAUGGCAUCGCUGGGAGUGUGGCCACGCUGCUCCACGACGCCGUGAUGAAUCCUGCUGAAGUGGUGAAGCAGAGGCUGCAGAUGUUCAACUCUCCCUACACGUCGGUGCUGGGCUGCGUGCGGGCGGUGCGCAGGAGCGAGGGCUGGGCGGCCUUUUACCGCAGCUACACCACGCAGCUGAGCAUGAACGUGCCCUUCCAGGCCAUCCACUUCAUCAGCUACGAGCUGCUGCAGGAGCACCUCAACCCCCGGCGCCGCUACAGCCCCGGCUCCCACGUGGUGGCCGGAGCCCUGGCCGGGGCCGUGGCCGCCGCGGCCACCACGCCGCUGGACGUGUGCAAGACGCUGCUGAACACGCAGGAGAGCACGGCCCUGAGCUCCCUCAACAUCAGGGGCCACCUGUCGGGCAUGGCCAAUGCCUUCAGCACUGUCUACCAGCUGGGGGGGGUUGCUGCUUUCUUCAAAGGGGUGCAAGCUCGGGUCAUUUACCAGAUGCCCUCCACGGCCAUUGCCUGGUCUGUGUAUGAGUUCUUCAAGUACUUCCUGACCAAGCACGGGCUGGAGAAAAAGCCAUCCUCGUGAGAAUGGAGUGGGGAUGUGCCUGUGCCUCCCUGCAGCAGCUGGGACACAUCUGUGCAUUUCCCUGCACCAGCUGUGUUCACAUCUGUGCAUCUCCUCACAGCCAGUUGUGUUCACAUCUGUGCAUCUCCCUGCAGCCAGCUGGGUUCACAUCUGUGCAUCUCCUCACAGCCAGCCCAGCUGGAUUCUGCUGGAUUCACAUCUGAACUCUCCCUGCAGCCAGCUGUGUUCACAUCUGUGCAUCUCCUCACAGCCAGUUGUGUUCACAUCUGUGCAUCUCCUCACAGCCAGCACAGCUGGAUUCUGCUGGGUUCAUCACGUCUGUGCAGCUCCCUGCAGCCAGCACAGCUGGAUUCUGCUGGGUUCACAUCUGAACUCCCCCUGCAGCCAGCUGUGUUCACAUCUGUGCAUCUCCUCACAGCCAGCUGUGUUCACAUCUGUGCAUCUCCCUGUCUGGGGUUCCUGUGGUGCUUGGUCACUGAGUGCCCCCAGGGAUUCCCGAUCACUGAGUGUCCCCCAGGGAUCCCCGAGUGCCCCCAGGGAUUCCCAUGGUCACUCAGUGUCCUCAGGGAUUCCCAUGGAGCUCCCCAGGAAUUCCUGGUCACUGAGUGUCCCCUGUGAUUCCCAGUCACUGAAUGUCCCCAAGGAUUCCCGGUCACUGAAUGUCCCCAGGGAGUCCCAAAUGUCCCCAGGGAUUUCUGUGGAGCUCCCCAGGAAUUCCUGGUCACUGUCCCCUGUGAUUCUCAGUCACUGAGUGUCCCCUGGAAUUCCUGAGUGUCCCCAGGGAUUCCCAGUCAGUCUGUCCCCAGGCUUUCUGGGGAUUCCUGGUCACUGAGUGUCCUCAUGGAUUCCUGGUCACUCUGUCCCCAGGAAUUCCCAAUCACUGAAUGUCACCAUGGAUUCUUGGUCACUCAGUGUCCCCUGUGACUCCUGUGGUCACUCAGUGUCCCCUGUGACUCCCUUGGUCACUCAGUGCCCCCUUCCUUAAACAACAACAAAAAGAAGAGUUUAUACAGACUUUUAUAUUAAUAUAUAUAUAUUUAAUAACUUUAUUUUGCAGCAGUGAAAUUUCAAGCUGCUCUUUUUCUGAUAAAUGAGAUAGAAGAUGGAGUUUACUCCUUGCUGAAGGUUUAGGUUAUC